Molecule: messenger RNA, 236 nt
Organism: Physella acuta
Lineage: Eukaryota; Metazoa; Mollusca; Gastropoda; Physidae
Product: nucleoredoxin
Biological process (GO): negative regulation of protein ubiquitination; negative regulation of Wnt signaling pathway
Cellular component (GO): nucleus
Molecular function (GO): thioredoxin-disulfide reductase (NADPH) activity
Source: RefSeq, a predicted model, not a curated record
UGUGUGGGAAGGAGAGGGUGCUUGGGCUUUAUUUCUCGGCCAACUGGUCGCCACCGUGUAGGAUGUUCACCCCCACACUCAGCAGUUUCUACGAGUCGCUGAAAGAUGGUAGCACGGCGAGCAAAGAUCACCUGGAGAUAGUGCAGGUUAGCUGGGAUAAGGAUAUCGAGGGCUACACGGAGUCGACCCAGUCAGCGCCCUGGUUGAGUCUGCCAUUUAAUCAGAGGGACCGACAG